This is a messenger RNA of Caenorhabditis remanei, 846 nucleotides long. RefSeq lists its product as uncharacterized. The record is from RefSeq and is a predicted model, not a curated record. NCBI's taxonomy places the organism in Eukaryota, Metazoa, Nematoda, Chromadorea, Rhabditida, Rhabditidae. Bases 1 to 846 code for a protein of 281 amino acids. The transcript is spliced from 5 exons.
AUGCUGAAUUCCGGGUACAUCUGGCGUCAACUGACUUCUCCAACCGUUGCCAUAACACUAUCUGUUAGUUCAGUUAUCUAUGUAACUGUCAUUUGUCCACUCGUUUUUCUGUUUCUUUUCGGAGACAAUUCGAAUGUUUUGGAGAAUGAUCAAUGUCCGAUCCAAAUGAGUGAACUUCGAGAUAGAGUGAAUCUUGUCAAGGAGCAAAUCCAUGAAAACAUUCGACAGAAAAGAGAAUUGGCAUCAUGUUGUGUUGGACCGCCUGGGAUGAAAGGGUUUCCUGGAAAGAAUUCAAGAGACGGAUACGAUGGAGAAGCAGGUCGUGAUGGUCAACCAGGUCGUCCAGCAGAUGGAGACAGUAGAAUGAUUUGUAUCAGAGAAUGUCCAGCAGGACGUCCGGGAAGAGAAGGUGGCGAUGGACCAAAAGGACAGAAAGGACAACGAGGAAGAACUGGUCAACAGGGAGAUUCAGCACCACCAUCAAUUCGAGGAGAGCCUGGAGAAAGAGGAGAAAAAGGAUUCCCGGGUGUAGCCGGACCUGCUGGAGAACCGGGAGAACCUGGAAGAGUGUAUGUAUCAGAUGGUCCACCUGGAAAAGAUGGGGAGACUGGACCACGUGGACCACCUGGAGAAAAAGGAAGAACCGGAAGAAAUGGAGAAGAUGGAUUACCAGGAGAAAGAGGAGAAAGAGGAUAUCAAGGAUUGAAAGGAGAAAUUGGGAAGAGGGGUCCGAUGGGAACAUUCGGUCCGAUUGGACCAAAAGGAGAACCAUGGCCAUGCGAAUCUUGUCCACCAACACGAGUCAGUCCUGGAUAUUAUCUCAAUUCUCGGAAUAAGAAACAUUGA